Messenger RNA from Camellia sinensis, 1560 nucleotides. Its product is annotated as PLAT domain-containing protein 3. Lineage: Eukaryota; Viridiplantae; Streptophyta; Magnoliopsida; Ericales; Theaceae. The record is from RefSeq and is a predicted model, not a curated record. Gene Ontology annotation, molecular function: protein binding.
AUCAAAACUUAACUUACCUUAGAUUUUAAUUCAUUGUAUUUGAUUUUUCCCUCCUAAGGAAACAUUUAAGGAAAAUUAUUAGAAAAAAAACUUUUGGAUUUAUUUUAGAUCGCUAAAUUUACUGUUUUGGAACAUAAGUGUACUAUAUUUUGGAACGUGUGUGCCAAUACAUAAUUCGCUAGGGUAUUAGCGUUUUCUGGUAACAUAGGUGUGGAGAGGUGGGUUUGCUUAGCCAAACAGGGAAAAAAUGGAUGUAUGUUGAUGGAGAAUCAAAAGAAGGCAUAAGAUUAGCUUCUCUUCCUAUUUAUGUGUGCGUGCGCACAUGCAUGCAUGUACAAGUUCAAAUUGAUACUUUUCUGGGUUUCUUUUCCAAGAUUUCAAUACUCUGUGCCUGCGUGUGUGCGCUCAACAUUGUGCAUUGUUAUCAUCAGGCAUCAACGUUCACUGUGGCAGUGAUUAUCAUCAUCUUCAUGAAUCAAUUUUUUUUUUUCUUCUCUUUUAAUGUAAAGCAAUAUUCAAAAGGAAGCAGAUUGAAGACAUAUGUUACCUCUCAAAGAACACGAAGAACUGGAAAACAAUACAUUAUAAAAUCUAUCAGACUAGCCAAAGAGUUAGCCAGCUAAUUUACAAAAUUACUACAAAGCUUCAUAACUGAUAAUCUUUAUUAUUGGCCUCUAGAGGUUGGAAAAACAAUUUAUUGAUGGCAUCUGCAUUAAUUACACACACACACACACACACACACACACACACACACAGAAAAACAGAUCAUGCAGAUGAUGGUGAUGAUGAGCUGCCGCUUCUUUGCCGUGAUUUCAAUCGCCGUCUUCCUCUCUGUAGCUGCUGCCGGAGACUCUUCUAAUGAUAUACCAAAUGAGUGUGUAUACACACUUUAUGUACAAACAGGCUCAGGCAUCAAAUCAGGAACAGACUCGACGAUUAGUAUGACUUUAGGCGACUCAAGUGGCCGAUCAGUGUGGAUCCCAAAUUUGGAAUUGUGGGGCUUAAUGGGCCGCAACCAUGACUACUUUGAGAUGGGAGACCUCGACAUCUUCAGUGGGCGAGGCCCAUGCAUCGGUGGCCCAUUGUGCCACCUCAACCUCACCUCCGAUGGGUCAGGGGCCCAUCACGGUUGGUUUUGCGAGUACAUUGAGGUCACUUCUACUGGGCCUCACAAGGAGUGUAGCCAGACCAUCUUCUACGUUGAUCGGUGGCUCGCCACCGAUGCUCCGCCCUUUGAUUUGACGGUUGUGCUGGAUGGGUGUUUGAAGGAUGAUGGUCCGCGGAAGCAUGGGGAAACUGGGGCUUUUGUUGUUGGUAAGCAGCAGCAGCAGCCCAUUGGGUCUGCUUCAGAAUGAUGUGGGCUUUAUAGGAAUGCAAACUUUGAGAGCAUUUUUUUGUUUUUUUGUUGGGUUUUGUUUUUGCGCUAUGCUAAGAUCAUCAAAUGAAUCGUGAAAGAGUUCACUAAAAAUGCAAUAGAUGCAUGGGAUUAAAUUCAGUUAUGGUGGUUCUACAUUCAAAAUAAAUUUAAGUCUAUCAAUAGAUUUUUUGUGAUUCAUUCUA